CGCGUGUGUGUCUCUCUCUGUCUUCGUUUCCGCGCGCGAGAGCUGUUUUGAGCAGAUGCUUAAGCUUUGUUGCCGUCAUUGUUGCUGUUCUGCUCGAUCCAUUCCUUCAAGUCGUUAGCUCACUGAAGCCUGAGCUUGCAGAUCGGAGCUCUACAUCUCGCCACCUCUCCGUCCCGUCCUUCUUGAAGCUAGCAUUGCAAUUAGGCACUGUAUAUCUCGCUGCUUUCUUGUAGCAACCGCAUUGUAGGCGGCACCUCGCUAAAUUACUGCCUCGAGCUGGCAAGUCUUAUUGCGAAACGGCUCGGUUUUUAUUAUUAGGAUUCGAAGGACUUAAUGGAAUGUGACGGAUGUUGACGAGACUGUUUAGCAUGUUCUUUGCAUUGGGAAAAAUGUAAGGGAUCUGAGCUAGGAGUGACACAGACGAGUCUGUGAGUUGUGGAAAGGGUUUCUUUCUUUUCCUUUUAGUCAGUGAGUUUGUUGGAGUUCGUGAGCUUAGUGUUUCUUACGUGUAGUAUUUCGCUUCGUUGCGAGCUGGUGGCUGUGAGAAGUAUAAACACCUUUUAACGUUGUUUAUGGAAGAGUAUGGACGAGGAAUUGUUGUUCAGAACCUUUAAACUCACCGUGCACACUGGUGAAGAACUUUACAGGGUUCAUCUAUUGUCGAAAUGGUGUUUUGUAUGAAGAGUGUGACUGUUCAUCAGGUACCUGUGAGGUCAUGGAGAAUUACAGGAAUAUACUAGGCAACACAUUUUGUGGAGAUUUGCGGUUAUUUUCGAGCUUUAUGGAUGGCUGAUUGGUAAUGUGGUAAUUGAAACGUGGGAAAUAAGGGGCCACUAGUAGGACUGGGGACGAAUCGUAAGAGAGUUGUGGCCACUAUCUGGCGCCUCCACAUUUUUUUGUCACUAGAGAAUACGGUUUUGCUAGAAGCAUUUAUCAGCUGCUUACUGGGCUCAAGUGACAAUGAUAUUCCCUGGUUCAAACGUGUAAGGACCGUGUCUUUUGACAUCUUCUGGAAGGAACAUGCUACUUCUUGCUUCUCGUUCUCAAAACCUCUUUCUCUUCAAAUUUCGAACUAUUGCUGGCAGCAGUUGAGCGGUAGAAAUUAUUUUGAGAGGGAACUUCGGUUGAUUAGGUCUCCUGGAGCUCCACCUUUUUACUUACCUCUUAUUUUGCGAACAGUCCCUUUCUCUUUAAGAUGCACAUUCCUCUGGAAUACUUGGACGAUGUGGAGCACAAUGACUGUCCACAUGGAGUCGCACUCUACACAUUUUCAGUGGAGCACUAAUAGAUAAUCCAUUCCUACUCCUUUUGAUUCUCUGUGACCUCGGGACCGGCUAGUAUCAUCAAUCCUUUAGUGACAAAGCCUCGAAAUCUAAGCUGCUGAUCCUUUCUGCUGCAAUUGACUGUUUUUGGUUCCACCAUACGUACUAAUCCAGGCCAUUGCAUUCUGGGAAACAAACAUCCUUAAUCCAUCCAAGCAAUCUAGAGGCAAUGAAGAUAAGCGACAUCGAAGGUAGUUACAUGGAUUCCUACGAGGCUGACUACAAAAAGGGGGAGGAUGUCUUUGCAGAUGUCCAUAACUUGGAUCAUUGCAUCAAGUACUUAAAUCAGUCGCUGGUUGCCUUGGGGUUUCCAUCUGGACUCAGUUUAUAUUCAAGUGAUCCUGUAUCAACUGCAAAGACAUGUAAUUGUAUAUAUUCAAUGAUUCAGCAACGACAACGAGACAUUGAGUACCGUGAAGCUGCUAACGAGACGAGACAAAGGCUGAUGUCAGAUAUGUCUAGGCUAGAGGCCAAGAUGGAAAGAUUGGCUGAUCAGCUUAGUAGCAAGGAACGUGAAUUGCAAGUAAUGGCAAGCAAGGAGCAAAAGAUGGCAACUGCGUUCAAGACACAGUUGGAAAAAUUGCAACAGGAAAAGGAUGAAUUCCAACGUAUGCUGAUUGCCACACAGCAAGUGAGAUCACAGCAAAACCACGAAUUGAAGAAGAAGGAAAAGGAAUAUGUGAAGCUACAGGAGCGGCUCAAUCAGGUGGUGAUGGAGAAAAAGAAGGAAUCGAAGAAUGGCUUAGAAAUGAUACAUCUCCUUCAGAAAGAAGGAAGACAACGAGGUACAUGGAACCCUAAGAAGACUGAUGGGGACUUUUACAAAAUGAUAGUUGAUGCAUAUGAGUCGAAGAAACAGGAGCUAGUGGCUGAGAAUGCGGAUUUACGUGCAUUGUUACGAUCCAUGCAGGCUGACAUGCGUGAUUCUUUGAAUACAUCAAAUGGUAUGCCUAGGUCUGGAAGCACUGGUAACGGCAGUGUGGAUCUUGAACCACCUCCGACUCCUUUGCAAGGGCGUACUGAUGUCUUUGACCUACCAUUCCAUAUGGCCAGAGAUCAAAUUGAGCAGAGCUUGCGAGCUAAAAUGUCCUCUAUAAAGGAACGCAUGAUGCAACUGCAAGGAUCUCAGAAUGAAGGACAAGCUAGUGUGUCUUGUGCACGUGUGUUGCAGCUCGAAGAACAGCUACCAGAAACCCGCAGCAUCAUUGGUGAACAGGCCACCCUCAUGUCUAAGCACAUCUCUGAAUCAACAGAUUAUAGUGUUAAUCUCAAAGAUUCAGAUAAAAACAAAGACGCUAAUACCAUCUCAAGUGGAGAGACAACUGUUGGAAGAGGUGAGGAGCAAGCAAAUAGUGAAAUGAGUAGAGUCUUCAACAGAGAACCUAUCGACGCCCAACAGAAAUAUUUGGAAGAACAAGUUUCAUGGGCAUCUGCAGUCACGUCAAUGCCUCCAGACUUUGGAGGGCAUCCUGGACUCUUCGACACUAAGGGAGGGGUGUGUCAACCACCUCGGUUUGAGAGUUAUGAAGAGUUCGAGCAUUGGAUUGCUCGAUCAGCAUUUGGUGGAAGGCAUGACGAGACGAUGGUUAUGCUUCAACGGACACAAACUGUUGCAAUAGGGUCAACGGUAUCAAGUAACGAGUCAAGGUUUACGGAAAUAUCAUGAAGUUUUUAUAUGGUUAACACGGGAAAUAACUUUUAAGCUGCUGUUAGAUGUCCCUAACAGCCAAUUCAUUUGCUUUCCACAUCUUUAUUUCCUCUUUGAACCGUCGACUGUUACAGCUGUCUAAACUAGAUCUUCGAUUACAGGUUUUUGUUUUGGUUUAAUUAGAGCCUUGGGUUGUAUGUGGUAAAUUUUGAGCUGGCGUCACUCCGCCCUUUCAAAUUAGGCCUUUAGUGUAAUCUUGUACAGCUUCUCCUGGACCAUUCAGCUUCUGCUAGACUGGCGAAAUACACUUUGUUCAGUGAGUACUUUGACCAACUGACGCACGCUUUAUUCUUGUAUCUGAUCAACUGGCUGGUUAUCAUUUUGACUAUUCUGUUUACUCUCUUAA
Molecule: messenger RNA, 3376 nt
Organism: Physcomitrium patens
Lineage: Eukaryota; Viridiplantae; Streptophyta; Bryopsida; Funariales; Funariaceae
Source: RefSeq, a predicted model, not a curated record